GGCCCUCCGGUACACAGAUGCGCCGCUGCCAUUUCUUGCUCGGCCCAAUCGCCGACUCCCACUCUCCACUGCGGCCACAGCUCCGGCGAGAGGGAAUCGCCGGUCCCGGCCAUGCGGGUGCUCCCGCUGGCCCUCGCCGCCGCCAUCUUCUCCGGCGUCACGGCCAUCCUCAUCUACCUCACCGGGCUCUCCUCAUAUGGCGGCGCGGGGCUCUCGGAGGCGGACCUGGCGGCGCUCGCCGCGCUGCAGGGAGGGUUCAGCAAGUGCGUGGAUGCUAAUGGUCUAGGACUGCAAGCGUUUGGCGGAGAAGAUUACUGUCGUGUUGUUAUACAGUACCCGAGUGACACGGUUUCUAAAUGGACAGAUCCAAAAACUGGAGAGUCUGAAGGGUUGGCAUUUGAGUUCAAUCUCUGCGAAGCUGUGGCCUCAUGGGAGCAGGUUCGCAACAGUACCACAAUACUCACAAAAGAGUACAUUGAUGCAUUACCAAAUGGCUGGGAGGAGUAUGCAUGGCGCAGGAUCAACAAAGGAAUCCUUCUGAAUAAGUGCAAGAACAGGACUCUUUGCAUGGAGAAGCUUUCAUUGGUUCUCCCUGACACAUCACCAUAUGUACCUCAGCAAUUUGGUAGCUGUGCCGUUGUGGGUAACUCUGGGGAUCUUCUUAAAACUAAAUUUGGGGAUGAGAUUGAUUCUUAUGAUGUUGUCAUUAGAGAAAAUGGUGCACCUGUCCAGAACUACACGGAAUAUGUUGGUGAAAAGAGUACAUUUCGCCUUCUUAACAGAGGAUCUGCAAAGGCACUGGAUAAAGUUGUUGAGUUAGAUGAAACAAAAAAGGAGGCAUUGAUAGUUAAGACAACAAUACAUGAUGUCAUGAACAAGAUGAUUCGGGAACUUCCAAUAACCAAUCCAGUAUACCUCAUGCUAGGAACAUCAUUUGGUUCCUCUGCUAAAGGAACUGGGCUUAAAGCUCUUGAAUUUGCUCUCUCCAUCUGUGACAGCGUUGACAUGUAUGGCUUUACAGUAGACCCGGGCUACAAGGAAUGGACGAGAUACUUUUCAGAGUCCAGAAAGGGACACACUCCACUACAUGGCAGAGCAUAUUAUCAAAUGAUGGAAUGUCUUGGUCUUGUAAAAAUCCAUUCGCCAAUGCGGGGUGAUCCUGGUAGGGUAGUGAAGUGGCUGCCUACCAAGGACAUCAUUGAAGCUGCUAGAGUUGCUUCAGAGAAGUUGUUGAAGAGACCUGGGGCUGGAAGCGUUGACCCUCUGAGGACUUGCACCAUGAUAAAGAAGCGCAAGAACGGAAAGGCGCCAAACAGAUCCGGCCUCCGAGAUGCUGCCACGAAUCACCUUCGGUACAUGAAGGGCGCCACCAGGUAUCCCCUGGAACGGAGCGCUGGGGGUGGUUACCUCUGCAUGAUCAAUGAUAGAUAGCGCUAACAGCUCCACAAAUUCCCAUUAGAAGACACACCCUAGAUGAUUGCGAAACACCACAGAACUCAUCGUGCCUCGAAGAGAACUGGCCGCGAAUCACUUCCACUGGCACACAGUUUUAUGCAGCGUCGAUCGGCGUGCGUGCAGCAUUGAAUAUUUAUUUGAAGUAGGAUCAUUUUCCACACACUUUGGUAGACGAUUUUGGGCAUGAGCUCUCAAGGGUUUGUGGCAUACACCAAGUUUUCGGAUGGUGCUUGUUUGUCUAACAGAAUGAACAUAUAAUUUGCCCCCUGUAACUAGAAGUUAUUUUUUUUCUGGCAUGAACUGUUCCAUUGGAAUUAUUACAUCCAGAAGCUUGUAAACUGCUUGGAAGUAUAUUUACCUGCUGCCAUGUCAAAA
Aegilops tauschii subsp. strangulata is the source of this 1830-nucleotide messenger RNA. Its product is annotated as sialyltransferase-like protein 4. Gene Ontology annotation, molecular function: sialyltransferase activity. Lineage: Eukaryota; Viridiplantae; Streptophyta; Magnoliopsida; Poales; Poaceae. The record is from RefSeq and is a predicted model, not a curated record.